This is a messenger RNA of Diprion similis, 2200 nucleotides long. RefSeq names its product ubiquitin-conjugating enzyme E2 J1-like. The record is from RefSeq and is a predicted model, not a curated record. Bases 388 to 1185 code for a protein of 265 amino acids. NCBI's taxonomy places the organism in Eukaryota, Metazoa, Arthropoda, Insecta, Hymenoptera, Diprionidae. The transcript has 5 exons.
GCUCGUCUACGUGUACCUUGCGUAAAUGAAACCGCGACUAAGUUCAGAGUAGUUAAUUUAUCAAUGGAUUAGGCAAGAGGACGAAAACUGAUUACUUCACGUCAACUUAGAAAAGAUAAAAGAGGUUGGUUACGUCAAAGAGACCAAUUUCAGGUUAUUUCUCAUCAAUUUUGUGCCUAUUAAAUUGAUCAGUUAACGUCGACAUUGAUCGUCGCAACAUAAUGCUAGGAAAUAAUGCAACCUAAACUUAUAACUUGAUAUGAAUUUAAAUAUUUUUAAUCAAUGAGGUCGGAUUAAUGUAUACGUUGAGUGCUGACAUAUCGGUCAGCUGAUCUCUGUUUUCGACAUUCGAGUACACAGACAUAAAAUCUACAAUAAUAUCUCAAGAUGUCAUUCGAAGGAAAAUAUAAUGUCAAGAGUCCAGCUGUCAAGAGGUUGAUGCGCGAAGCGCAAGAGCUACACGAAGCAACGGAAGAAUACUGUGCACAUCCUUUGGAUGACAACCUCUUCGAAUGGCAUUUCACAGUGCAUGGGCCACCAUCCACAGAUUUUGAGGGUGGUGUAUAUCAUGGUAGAAUUUUACUACCUCCUGAGUAUCCUAUGAAACCACCCAACAUCAUAUUGCUAACUCCCAACGGCCGAUUUGAAGUAAACAAAAAAAUAUGUCUGAGUAUCUCUGGACAUCAUCCCGAAACGUGGCAGCCCUCCUGGAGUAUAAGGACCGCACUGUUAGCAUUAAUUGCAUUUAUGCCAACACCGGGAAACGGCACUAUAGGAUCACUUGACUACACCACGGAGGAGCGUCAAAAACUUGCUAAGAAAUCUUUGAGUUGGCAGUGCGACAGCUGUGGUAAGAUUGCUGAUUUAUUAUCUAAGGAUACAGCUAAAACACCGAUCACUGAAGAAGAACAGCAUAUGUUGGACACAAUCGCAUUGAAGGCAGAAGAAGCUUCAACGAACGAGCCUUCAUUUUCAUCUGGUAUAGAAAAUGUGCCUGAAAGUGAAUUGAGACAGCGACGCAUGGAUUCGCAACCAGAAACUCAUGAGCAGCAGGAAGUUGAAAUAAUCGUUAAUCCUCAGGUUGAAACCAUGUCAUCUUCGAAUGAUUUAUUUUGGAGUAUUCUUAUUGCUACGCUCUUGUUUGCAAUAAUUUUACUUGUUUUAAGACGACUGUUUCUGGUUUGAAUUCACUCCCGAAUUCCAUAUGAUGAAUGUUAUGAUAAUGAGUAUAUGUUAACGAGUAUGAAGUAAAUUUUAUACACAUUUUAUGAAUAGCAUUUCUAAGCUUAGUCUAAACAAAAAAAUGUAAAAUUCAAUACUUAAUCUAAUACAGAAGCUAUUUUUUGCUUACUCAUAGUUGCACACCAACUAUUUUAUUUCAGGAUUUGCAAGCACAAGUUUUUUUACUUCAAAUAAUUACGAUGCAUGAAUUAUUCAUAUUAAUAGACAGAAAUUAAUAUAAAUUCAACUCGAUUCCCUACUCAAGGAUGACAGUAAAGAGUAUCUAAGGUAUCAUAGGUAUACUAACUAAAAUUGACUGCCUUAAUAUUCCACUACAGAUGCAGUCAUCAUGCCGUUACCAGACUUCAAUUUUAUUGGAGUGAGUUUCUAAUCAACUCGAACAGAUUUACAAUCAUGCCAUUUGAAACUACACACCAAAUAGUUUUUAGGGUUCAGUCAAUAUCUAUGUUCAGAUUGGUUUUCCGUAUUUCAACAGAAAAUAAGUAACCUGCAGACCUUACAGCUUGUGUAUGUAAAUGAAUGAAUGAUAUAUUGAUAUUAGAAAUGAUUUAUGUCAAUACACGCAUAAGCUUGUGAAUAACUCGGUUUCAUUAGGUUUAAGAAAUUGAGUCCAUUUUAAUUUUGCAUUGCUAAGCCUGGCGUGGUAACAAGAGUCUGUUAAGUGCACCAACUCUCUGUCAACAUAUCUUGCAUCAAAUCAAACAGAUAAAACGAAUUUUGUAAGAAUGGUAGGCUCGAAAUUUAAGAUUCUCGGCUGCACUUUCCCAGUCUUCACCUGCUUGCCACUUCCAGCUUUGAUUUUCAAGAAAUACAUGAACAUGUACUAUAAUUAAUUAUUAUAAUAUUGCAAAAUAUAUAUUUAUUAGGUAUUGAUAAUAAAUCAAUGAAAAUUAUGAGAAAACUGUCAAUGUAAUUGAUGAUUCCGUGCAAUUGUAUAUUGUCAGUAAAAAAAGUUAUU